Messenger RNA from Clupea harengus (Atlantic herring), 2216 nucleotides. RefSeq names its product four and a half LIM domains 1a (gene fhl1a). NCBI's taxonomy places the organism in Eukaryota, Metazoa, Chordata, Actinopteri, Clupeiformes, Clupeidae. The record is from RefSeq and is a predicted model, not a curated record. Gene Ontology annotation, biological process: muscle organ development. Gene Ontology annotation, molecular function: transmembrane transporter binding.
AACUGUCAGUUGUCUAAAGUUAGGGUUGAUACAGGAAAAGUGUGAUAGCCAAUUGGCAAGGUUGAGUGUGAUGGUUCUCUUAACAUGUCAACAAGAACUAUCUUCCUAGUAUUUUGAUAUUCCACACCGUCAGCUUGGGUGGCAUGUAGUGAUAUACAACCAGGCAUUUAUCUAUUACUUUAUGACUAACUAGGCAUCCUUCACUAUUUUAUCUUCGUCAGAAGACAGCCCUAUCAGGAAUAGAACUUACGUAUUAAAACAUCCAGACUCAUACUUCUGACUCAUACUAGUUGGACGUAGCUGUAAUCUGCCAGAGAUCUCUCGCCUCAUAUUGAAAGAGCAGUGGUGUGGAUCCCUGUAGCUCAUCAGAGCUCUGUUGUGAAGCACAGCGCUAUGCGGCACCCUUUCAUCGCCUGCGUAAGACGCUACUGUGAGCCCAAACGCAUACAGCAGCGGCCUGAGGUCACGCCAUGGGGGGCAGCCGCCCAAUAAGCGUGCUUUCCAUGAAGGACCAAAAUAGCCGCCAGUUGUUGAAACAAACAUCCCCAUGGCAACAAGAGAUAAAUGUCAUUCCACUGUGACUCCACAUUUAUUUGAGUCUCGCUGGACGCAAUGGAUUAGGAGAGACGUGCAGCAUUCUGGUGUGUUGUGAAGGACCGCGUCACUAUAUCAGCUCCACUGCCACAAUGACUGACCGCAUGGACUGUUUCUACUGCCGUGACAACCUGCAGGGGAAGAAGUACGUCACCAAGGAAAGCAAGCACGUCUGUGUGCGCUGCUUCGACAAGCUCUGUGCCAACACCUGUGCUGAAUGCCGCCGCCCCAUUGGUGCAGAUGCCAAGGAAUUGAACCAUAAGAACCGUCAUUGGCAUGAGGACUGCUUCCGCUGUGCCAAGUGCUACAAGCCCUUAGCAAACGAGCCCUUCUGUGCCAGGGAUGAUGGCAAGAUCAUGUGCGGCAAGUGCAACUCCCGUGAAGACGGUGCCCGGUGCCAGGCCUGCUACAAGGUCGUUAUGCCAGGCACUCAGAACGUGGAGUACAAGAACAAAGUGUGGCAUGAGGAGUGCUUCACUUGCUUCGAUUGCAAGCAGCCAAUCGGUUCGAAAAGCUUCCUGACCAAGGGGGACGACAUCUACUGUGCCCCUUGCCAUGAGAAGAAGUUUGCCAAGCACUGCUUUGGCUGCAAGGAGGCCAUCACCACUGGUGGCAUCAGCUACCAGAACCAGCCCUGGCACUCGGACUGCUUCGUGUGCCGCACCUGCAAGAAGGCUCUGGCUGGAACCUCCUUCACCUCCCACGAGGAUGCGGUCUACUGUGUGGACUGCUACAAGACCUCUGUGGCCAAGAAGUGCAAUGGCUGCCAGAACCCAAUAACAGGAUUUGGCAGGGGCACCAACGUGGUGAACUACGAGGGGCACUCCUGGCAUGAGUACUGCUUCAACUGCAAGAAGUGCUCCCUGUCUCUGGCCAAUAAGCGCUUUGUGAUCAAUGGCGAGGACGUCUACUGCCCCGACUGUGCCAAGAAGCUGUGAGGUGGCAGUGGGAUACGGAGGGUCCAGCCAUAUGGGCAGUGAUGCCAUAAGAGGUGUUGGGGAACUGGUAAUCUAACGCAUCUUUAUGUUUCAGCUGCAGUGCUAAACGGGCUAUACAAUGUAAUAACUAGCAACAAAUAACAUGUACUAUUGCAGGUUUAAAUAAAUGGGAGAUUUACUUUAGUGUUAUCUUCAUAAUAAAUGUAUCCGUUUUAAACUUUAAACUAGUAAAGCAUCAGAAAAAUCUCCAUCGCCAUUAAAAUGUCCAUGUUUCUUCAACUGAAUGACAGAAUAAUGUGCUUUAAGACCUGCACCAUUCAACACAACUAAGCGCUUUUAGACUGGAGGACAGAAUAAUGUGCUUUAAGACCUGCACCAUUCAACACAACUAAGUGCUUUUAGAUAGUUUAGCUUUAUUUCUGAAACUCACUUUUGUCGUAUUUGAGAAAAGAGCCUUACUGGAAGAUGCAGUCAAAUAAGAGCUGCUAGAAUCAUGUAUUUGCUUCUGUACACCAAACAUGUAUUAAUACUUGGAGUGGAUAAGUUUCUCUUGUAUGGGAUACGGUGAAGUUGACGUGUGGCUUAGAUCAGAUCAAUACCAAUUCACCUUAGUCACAGAACAUGAGAAAUGCUUGGGGAGUGAAAAUCGAUCUUGUUUGAACAUUAAAAUCCACCUAAAGCUUU